CCGGGCGUCGGAGGCCGGAGGACCUUGGCAGCACCCCUGCAGCGCCUCGCGGCCAUGCCCGCCCGGGUGGAGGACUACGAGGUCCUGCACACCAUCGGCACCGGCUCCUACGGCCGCUGCCAGAAGAUCCGGAGGAAGAGCGACGGCAAGGUGCUGGUCUGGAAAGAGCUGGACUAUGGCUCCAUGACGGAGGCGGAGAAGCAGAUGUUGGUGUCGGAAGUGAAUCUGCUCCGUGAGCUGAAGCACCCCAACAUCGUGCGCUACUAUGACCGCAUCAUCGACCGGACCAGCACGACCCUGUACAUCGUGAUGGAGUACUGUGAGGGCGGGGACCUGGCCGGUGUUAUUUCCAGGGGUGCCAAGGAGAGGCAGUACGUGGACGAGGAGUUUGUGCUCCGGGUGAUGACGCAGCUGGCGCUGGCCCUGAGGGAGUGCCACAGACGUAGUGACGGUGGCCACACGGUGCUGCACCGUGACCUGAAGCCCGCCAAUGUGUUCCUGGAUGGGCAACGCAACGUGAAACUCGGGGAUUUUGGACUGGCCAGGAUACUGAAUCACGACACAAGCUUCGCCCGGACCUUCGUGGGCACCCCUUACUACAUGUCCCCUGAGCAAAUAAACCGCCUGUCGUACAAUGAGAAGUCAGACAUCUGGUCCCUGGGCUGCCUGCUGUAUGAGCUGUGUGCGCUGAUGCCCCCUUUCACAGCCUUCAACCAGAAGGAGCUGGCGGGGAAGAUCCGCGAGGGCAGGUUCCGGCGAAUCCCCUACCGCUACUCUGAGGGCCUCAGCGAGCUCAUCACCAAGAUGCUGCGGCUGAAGGAUUUUCAGCGCCCUUCAGUGGAGGAGAUCCUCGGUCACCCUUUGAUCGCGGACAUAGUGGCGGAAGAGCAGAGGAGAAAUGCUGAGAGGAGGGGGUGCCGGCCUGGAGACCCCGACAGACUGCAGGACUCGGGUCCCAUUGCCACUGAGCUGCGGCUCAAGGAGGCACAGCUGCAGGAGCGAGAGCGGGCACUUCGGACACGGGAGGAGCAGCUGGAGCAGAAGGAGCGAGAGCUGUGUGUGCGGGAGCGGUUGGCUGAAGACAAGUUGGCCCGGGCCGAAGGCCUGCUCAGGACCUGCAGCGCAUUCAGGGCUCUGGCCUGUGACACAGGUAGGUGUAGGGAACUCUCGGAUCUCCCUGCCUCGGUGGGUCGCAAGAAAGUGCACUUCGGCGGUUGUGGGGACAGUAAGGAGAAUGUGCCAAGCACAGCGGCCCCGGCCCCACUGGGCUCCAAGGUCAAGUGCAGGGACCUGAAGACACGGCUGCACGCAGCCCAGCUGCGGGCACAGACCUUGGCAGACCUGGAGCGGCACUAUCAACUGAAGAGCCGGCAGAUUCUGGGCAUGCGCUAG
This is a messenger RNA of Suncus etruscus (white-toothed pygmy shrew), 1392 nucleotides long. RefSeq names its product NIMA related kinase 2 (gene NEK2). The transcript is spliced from 8 exons. NCBI's taxonomy places the organism in Eukaryota, Metazoa, Chordata, Mammalia, Eulipotyphla, Soricidae. Bases 55 to 1392 code for a protein of 445 amino acids. Gene Ontology annotation, biological process: protein phosphorylation. Gene Ontology annotation, molecular function: protein kinase activity; ATP binding. The record is from RefSeq and is a predicted model, not a curated record.